This is a messenger RNA of Myzus persicae (green peach aphid), 5285 nucleotides long. RefSeq names its product Krueppel homolog 1-like. NCBI's taxonomy places the organism in Eukaryota, Metazoa, Arthropoda, Insecta, Hemiptera, Aphididae. Gene Ontology annotation, biological process: regulation of transcription by RNA polymerase II. Gene Ontology annotation, cellular component: chromosome; nucleus. The coding region runs from base 1568 to 4573 and encodes 1001 amino acids. The record is from RefSeq and is a predicted model, not a curated record. Gene Ontology annotation, molecular function: DNA-binding transcription factor activity, RNA polymerase II-specific; RNA polymerase II cis-regulatory region sequence-specific DNA binding; chromatin insulator sequence binding. The transcript is spliced from 11 exons.
ACAGCCUAUAUGUCUCACGCCGACCGUUCACCGGUUUAAACUACAUUCGGGACGCACUAGAUCAGGUCGACCGAUGUGCUUUUUUAAUGUGUUUUGUUGUUGUUAUUUUACUUUAUUUUUAGUUGGCCGAUAACUGUAGUAGGCAUUUACUCUACGAUCGUACUACGCGGAACUUACACCAGUUGAACGCAUCGACGGGUUUUCACUACUACGGUGGUUUUUAUUUUUAUUUUAUUUUAUUAUUUAUAUUAUUAUUAUUUAUUUUAAGUUUUCUUUUAUACUUUUAUUUUUGUUUUUUUGUUUUUAUUUGUUUCUUACAUUGAAAAGUGACACCAAAAAGUGCCAUCCGGAUUUUAUACCAGCCUAUAAAGAGAUUUGAGCGGUAUAAAUGAGGCGAAGGUACGAUCCGAGGACUAGCGAUCCGGCAACACAGCACAAGGACAUCGUCGUUGUCACCACAUCACCGGACGGUAUGACCGGACCUGGGCAAUAGGAACAGUAUCACACGAAACGGAAAUAUUGUGCCGCUUAACCACAGCUGUUUGGAUCGUUUUCCGGAGUGAACACGACAGGGGACAAAUGGUUUAGAAUUUAACACGUAGCACAACGUUCCCCAUACAGGCUCCAUCCCAUCCCUAAUAGUACCACUACAUACAUACACACAAACAUACAGACAUAAUCUUAUAUACAUAAUAUAAAUACGCUCCUCGAUAUCUCCAAAUUCAUUCAAUCUUAUUCUUCCAAACUUUACACCCAUAAAAAACUUUGCAACGUACAUUUCCCCAUCAAACAAAUUGCUUAAAUAUAUAUUUUUGGCACAAAAUUAAGUUAAAAAUAUAUUUGAAAGACAAAAAUUUAAACAUUGAAAUUCUAAACAAAUUUACAAAAAUUAAUUACUAUAAGUAAAUAAAUAAAUUUAAACAAAUAUUUUAUUAUUGUUCAAUUACAUGAAUGACUAUUUUCGGAACUUUUAUACAAUAAGAAAAUUAUCAGAAAUACAUUAUACAACAUUUUAUAAAUUUUUAACUUUAUUAAUAUUACCCUUUCGAAUGUUCCUGAAUAUUGUGUGAUAUAAGAAAGAAGUAUUUAUAUUAAAUUGAUGUGAUAUUAUUUUUAUACGCAUUGUGUCUUGAAAAACGUUCAGUAGAAAGAUAAAUAUUAUAAUAUACUGGUACCUAGUUCCUUAUUUUAUCCUUCUCCUAUAGGUUAUAUGUCCUUAUAAAUUAUACGAACAAACAAGCCAACCGCGGAAUUCCAAACAAUAUUUAAUCCGAUCGAUUUGAAAGAAAAAUUUCCUUUUUCUCUUUCCGUAAUCGUGUAAUUAUACAGAUCGAGUGAAUUGCUUCCGGACGAAUUUUACGCGCGUCAUGUACGGCCAAUAUUGCUACUACGGCUGUCACUACUACUGCCACCACUGUGUCUGAUCAUCGUUUGGACACGUGAGCGAAUAGAGAGAAAAAAAAUAUCAUCAAAUUGUUUCGCAUCAGUCAAGACGAUCUCUUCGGUCCCGCUGGAUCUUCGCGCCUCGCCCGGCCACGAACACCUGCAGGGCGACGACGACAACGAAAUGUCGGCGGAUAUACAGCAGCAACAGCAGUCUGUGUUGUUGCAACGGCCGGUGUUCAAGAUGAACCCGGCCGCGGAUUUUUGGCAGCAACAGCGGCAACAGUACCAACAGCAACAGCAACUCCAGCAGCAGCAGCAGCAACAACAACAACAGCAGCAGCAGCAGCAGCAACAGCAACAACAACAACAGCAGCAACAGCAACAGCAGCGGGCGGUUGAUUCUUCGCCGUCACCACAACCUCAGGCGGCGCCACCGCCGCCCACGCUGCAAGUCAACCAUGACCAGCAGCAAGUUCCAUCGUCCAUCGUGGUAGUCGGACAACAACAGCAGCAGACGCCGAACAACGUACAGGUGACGGCUGACGAGGCGAUCGCCAUGGUCGCUCAACAAGUCGCACAACACCAACAACGGCAACAACAACAACAACAACAACAACAAACGCAAAACGUCGAGAUGACCGAUGACACGGACGUUAUAGUCGGACAACCGUCACCGGCGGCUAUCCGCGCAGCCGUCCAGCAACAGCAGCAGCAGGACUCUUCGGCAGCCGCAGGAUUGGCCGGACAACCAACGGCCGCCGGCGACCCGACCGUAUCCGUCGUCAUCAACCAGAACAAUGCUUUGGUACUGAGCGACCCAAAAAUGAUGACCGAAAAAUUGGUCAGCGAACUACAGAACCGAUCGAUAUCAGACCGCACUCUUGAAGAAUGCUGGUCCACUCUUCAGCGAGUCAGCUGGAACGUCUUUCGUUCAAUAUUCAUGCAAAAGUCGGCGGCCAUGCAGAUGCAGGCUCGCGACUUCGGCCGGCCAGGCAGCAUCGGUGGUAGUUCGUUAAGUGGCAGCGGCCUGGAAGUGAGCAAACCACACCAAUGCCAGCAAUGUCUCAAGUCGUUCAGCUCCAACCACCAGCUGGUCCAACACAUUCGCGUCCACACCGGCGAGAAGCCGUACAAGUGUUCCUACUGCGAGCGCCGGUUCAAACAGCUCAGCCACGUCCAACAGCACACCAGACUGCAUACAGGAGAACGACCUUACAGAUGCCACUUGGCCGAGUGCGGACGAGCUUUCAUACAGCUGUCCAAUCUGCAGCAACAUCUCCGCAACCACGAUGCCCAAGUGGAGAGGGCCAAAAACCGGCCGUUCCACUGCACCAUCUGCGGCAAAGGUUUCGCCACCGAGUCCAGUCUGCGCACCCACACGGCUAAGGAACAUUUUUUUUAUUUUCAGGAAGCUGAACUUCGCAUGGAUGUGCUCCAGCAGCACGCUGCCUUGAUGGGCGGUGCGAGCACUACGUCUUGUCCGCUGUGCCAUAAAUUGUUCCUAGGUAGCGAGUCGCUGGUCGAACAUAUGAAAGUCCACCACAACGAUCCGACCACCGUUUCGCAGGCCGUCGUACCAAGUUACUCGGAUAUUAGUACUAGUCCGUACAUGGCCAAACGUCGAACGGCCAACCAUCCCUGCCCGGUUUGUGGUAAACACUACGUGAAUGAGGGAAGUCUGCGCAAACAUUUGGCUUGCCACCCGGAAACAGCUCAGUACGCCCAACUCAGGAUGUGGCCGUGUUCUGUUUGUCAAGCCGUAUUCACCCACGAAUCAGGCCUGCUAACACACAUGGAACACAUGCGUAUGGAUCCCAAGCAUCAGUUUGCCGCGCAGUACGUUCUGAGCAGAGCGGCUGCUGAACGCAGAGAACGAGAAAACUUCCUGGCCGCCGUGACGGCCACCAACAGCAUGGGUGGCCCCGCCUCACCUCAUUCUGUUCACUCAGAUUCGUCAUCAUCGAACAACGGCGAAGUGGACGGUCCCAGUGGAGCUGGUUCUACAGGUUCAGUUGGCACUGGCACCAAUAACUCUGUGGUUGCUGUGGUGGCCGCGGCCGCAGCGGCGGCUGCAGCAGGCGGUAACGUCGUUGUUCCCACGGGUGGCCGGCUAUCCGUCUCACCAGCCGAUAACCAAAUUCCGUUAGUGUUGCAUCACAACAACAACAACACGACGACAAACAACAACAAUAAUAACAACAACAAUCCUACGGCGAUAAAGUUAGCCGAGCUAAUGGCCGCUAGAACUGGAGGCAUGAUUAGUGGUAACGGAGGUCACCAAUACAUGAACCAGCAACCUCAGUAUAACGCCAAUGACCUUCAGAGGGCUGCUGCAUUAUUCAUGAGCCAGCAGCAAGCACAUGCAGCAGUUUCGCAGGUUCAACAGCAACAGCAGCAACAACAACAGCAACAACAGCAGCAGCAGCAGCAGCAGCAACAACAACAGCAACAGCAGCAACAGCAACUUCAGCAACUUCAGCAGAACCCACCAUCGCCGUCACGCUCACCGCGAUCUGCACCUCCAACCCCGGCGUCCGUAGUGCAAGCGGCCGCGGCCAAUCUCGCCGCUGCAGCCAUGCGUAUCACCCAGUCGAAUGCCAUGCACCAAAACCAAUUGGUCACCACUUCCAGUGGUUCCGGUUCGAACUCGUCAGUAAACUCAAUGCAAUCGGCAGUCCAGAUGGCCAUGAACGCAGCCGUCCGGGCUUCCAUGUCGUCCAUGGUCGACGGCCUCGGGGGUGGACACCACCAGCAGUCCGGUCACCAGUCUAUGCUCCACCACCACCAACAGUCCAACCACGAGCAAAGCUCGCCGACGUUACGUAUGCAGGAGGCCAUACUUAGGUCUCAGGCAGAGGCGGCGCUCAGGUUGGCCGUCUCGCAAGCCGUGGCCGCGUCGUCAGGCCAGCAACAGGUACCUGAACAGAACCGGCAGUCGUCGGUGCAGCAACAGAACUCGCAUCAGCCCCAGCAAAACGUGGCAAUCAACUACAACGCCAUGGCACAGGGACAGCUGAUGAACGGACAGAACCCUUACCACCACCAAGGCCAAGUGUCACCAGACCUGUCCGAGGCGCUCAGGCUCCAGGAACAACGGCUCGAACAGGCACUUAGGCUACAUGGUGGUGACCCAAGAGCUUUGGGCUUCACUUUCGGUAACUCCCAACAGGGUCAUAUCAACCCAUGAGAGUUUAGUUACUAUUAACGACGAGGUCAUCUAAACCCUUCCCCUCGCCCAUCCCCUCACAAACUACCCCGUCCACCAUCACCAGCCACUGACCUACUAUUAUAUUAUUAUGCCACUGUCGUCAUCCACCACCACCACCACUACCACAUCCAUCUCCUAAAGCUCAACGGCGGACCUGCUGCAGCGCGCGCACAUGAUUAUUUAUUAUAAUUGUAAUUAGUAAUUACCUACGAUAUUUAUUAAUUAUUAUAACUAUACUAUUAUAUUAAUUUCUAGGCAUAUACUUUACUUAAUAUUAUUAUUACCAUAAGAAUAAUAAUUUUAUUUUUACCAAAACAAUAAUUGUCCCACAGAAAGACAUGUCGUCAUCGUCGAUCGUGUCAUGAGUACCUACCUACGUCGAUGACGACUUGUGUCAAAUUUGUAAAUAGUUGUACAUAUACUUAUUAAUAUGUAAUUGCGAUUUUAAAGAUUAACUGAUUUUUAAAAACGUCGUUUAGCAAAUUUUUUUUGUACAGUUAUGUAUAAUAUUUGUGGUUUUUUACGUGAGUUGUAUAAAAACAAAUUACAUUUAAAUCGAUAAAUCCAAUUUAUAAGGAUCUCUCAGCGAGAGAUUCCAAUAACGUAUAAUAUAAAGCAACAUUUAGGUUCCGAAAAUAUUAUUAUUUACUUAUAAACAUUCAAAUAAUUUGUUCUGUUAAUUUGUAUUUAU